GCGGGUGUCCGCGCGCUUGGCGACAGGGGCCUCAUCGAGGCCGUCGGCCUUCUGAGGGCUGCGCCGCCCCAAAGCCGACGAGGAUCCACCAACAUGGCGGCAGGCCCGCCGGCACCGCCAGGAGGCGGUGGAAGUGGUGGUGCCCCCGGGAGCGGCGGUGGCGGCGGCAGCGGCGGUGGCAGUGGAAGCAGCGGCGCUGGCGGAAGCGGCGGCGCCGGCGGAAGGGGCGGCGCGGCAGAAGCGGCGGCAGCGGUGGGAGCACAGGCGGCACAACCGCCGCCGGCAGUGGCUCGGGUACCGCCGGCGCCACGGCUGCCUUCCGCCGGCCUCGUCAAGCCUUGCCGGAGCGCGCUGGCGGCGGAGGCGAAGACGGACGCCCCGCCUGCGGCAGCUGCGCUGGUUUGUACCGGCGCUUGUGCUGAGCGGCGGCUGCGCCGCAAUGACGGGUCGGGCGACGGGAGCCGCGGGGACGGCGGCGACCGCUGGGCUGUGGUGCGCCAGCGGCCGCCGCUACCACCGCGCGGCUCCGGGCCCGCCGCUGCGGGCACCGGCUCCACCUCCAUGUCGUCCAGGCGCCCCUCCAGUGGCACUGGCGCCGGCGAGCGCUGAUUGCCCUUCUACUCAACUAGCAAAUUGUUCCUGUACAUGCGAAGGGACUGGAUGGGAGCGUGGGUGGGGGGCUUGUAGAUGAAAGGGCGCCGGUGUCUGUAUGAUAAGCUAGGAGGCUAGUACGGUGCAACAGCGGUGCAACCCGGCCUGCAAGCUCUGGCUCCGUGUCUCCAAAUUUUCCCGCCAUAUGGGCCCCUGAUCCCAUGGACUGUGUGCGAUGGCACGGGCCUCACAGGCACAUGGCUAGCAAUGCAGCGCGGACAGACCAAGCGCACCAUCUUGAGCAAGCGCAUCGUUUCACUUUCCGGGCUGAGCCCCCGAGCUUAGCUGUUCGCGGGGUGGCGAAGACCACCAGGAACACCCCUGUCCGCCGUUCCUGCUGUUGUUGUUGGUUACAAGGUGGUAUGCAUGAGCAUGCGUGCUAUCCUGUCCCCGUAAGUACCAGUGGCCCGGGCCGGUGGGCCCUUAUAACGUUUGUGACUUUGGGUAUGAGGCCAAAGGGUUGGGACACUGUGCCGUCUGCGCAUCCUUUCCUAUCUCGGGCUGUUGGUGAAGGCAUGGUAUUGCGCUUGCCGUAUGACGCUGAUUCCCCGCCUCCCUCGCCGUGACAGGUUGUGCGUGGUUGGUGGCUUUGUGUGUGGGCAGGAUGCACGUGUGGGCAACCGUUCUAGUACCUGGACGCUUGCGCCCUGGUUAGUUCGUGCGCUGUGCGUGUGUCCUGCGGCCUGGACGUUUGCCGGCACUCCUGUGCCUAGGCUUGUGGCGUUGAGGCACAGCGGUGGGGCUCUGGCGGGUUGAGGCUUGGCUAGGACUCACUGUGCGCGGAGUCACACGGACUUUGACCGCGGGAGAGUUUGCAGCAAAGUCGGGGUUGGUGGCGUCAAGUUGGGCCCUGAUAGCAUGUGAUGGCUCGGCGUCUUAGGGUGCUGGGACUGUCCCCUCUGUAACAUCCGCAUCCUUAUCCCGUGCGACAAAAUAUUUUGCUGUGCCGGAGCCAAAACGUGGGCUGGGGCAACAGCAACCUCACCCUGCACGCUGUAACAGUGGCACAUCCCGUGCGGCGGAAUAUUUUGCUGUGCCGGAGCCGAAACGUGGGCUGAGGGCAACUGCAACCUUACCCCGCACGCUGUAAUAAUGGCGCAUGCCGUGCGGCGUAAUAUUUUGCUGCGUAAUAUUUUGCUGCCCUGGAGCCAUGGCGUGCGCAAUGGUAAUGGUUCAUGGUCAAGCUGUGUGUUUGUGUGGAGUUUCUGUUUCAAGAUGGAUGCACGGCAUGAAUGGGAGAUUGACAGAUUGCUGACACGGCCUGACACACCCCUGGCCUGACACGAACCGUGCAUAGGUCGGGGGCGGAGCCCCCUGAAAAGAUUAUGGGGAUGGAAGAUCCGGCGGCAGCGUAUGUUGACAAGUGUUUCCCGGUCCACAGUCUGAGGCGGAUAUGGAUGCGGAUGUUACAGAGGGGACAGUCCCAGCACCCGAAGACGCCGAGCCAUCACAUGCUAUCAGGGCCCAACUUGACUCCACCAACCCCGACUUUGCUGCAAACCCUCCCGCGGUCAAAGUCCGUGUGACUCCGCGCACAGUGAGUCCUAGCCAAGCCUCAACCCGCCAGAGCCCCACCGCUGUGAGGCCCUAAGGCGAGAAAUGGGGCAUUCCCUGAGAUGCAUUCUCGCCGCGAAGUCAUGCGCAUCAGUGUGUCCGUUAUUGCUGACUUCUGGGGCAGGCUGCAAUCGUAUGUCACCCUCGGCCUCCGCCCGAAAGCCUGGGCCGAGGUGCCUGCGCACCACCUGUUCCUCUCGCGGGGUGCGGGUGACUGUGUGCGGCUAGUGUUGCCUGAUGACGUGGGCUCCCCGCCCCCCUCGCCUUAAUUUGCUGAUGGGUGGUGGGAGCUGUGUGCCUCUGGUGUGUGCGCCUUGGGUGACGAGUGUUGUGGAAACGAAUGCACUGUACGUAGACCAGAGCGGAUGGCGGAGUGGGCUUGCAGGCGGCACGAGAGUAGGCAGUCAGUAGCGCAAGUUGCGAAUUCACAUGUUACCUCGUAACCGACGGUAAACGCUGUGGACGGUCGCGCCCAUGGCUGGCUGACGGAAAGCGGCUGCUGUAUUGGGAUGGCUGGGCUGGACGACGGCGGGUAUGGGGCGUCGGCGUGGGCGUCGCCGGACUACGUGCCCGGCGUACCUGCGUUGACACCUCGCCGGUUUGAUUGCGCUUCGUGCGCUAGUGCGAUUUGCUGUACGUUGGUGGGGCUUUGGCGGGCCUUGGCUUGGCUUCGACUCACUGUGCCGCUGCCGAGACACGCUUUGCGCGAAGACCUAUUGCACGGUUGUGGAAGGUCGGUAGCCAACUGGGGGGAGGGUGGUUUCCCUUCGGGCCGGAGAUGGUCCCUCUUGACCUGGGUGCUGGGCACCCUUGCUUGGUCGGACUGUCCCUUCUUUGUAAUAUCGCAACCAU
Messenger RNA from Chlamydomonas reinhardtii, 3057 nucleotides. RefSeq lists its product as uncharacterized. The record is from RefSeq and is a predicted model, not a curated record. Lineage: Eukaryota; Viridiplantae; Chlorophyta; Chlorophyceae; Chlamydomonadales; Chlamydomonadaceae. The coding region runs from base 94 to 609 and encodes 171 amino acids. The transcript is spliced from 2 exons.